AUGGACAAGCCUAGACGUUUGAAGACCACACCCCCGCCGCCCUCUGCACUGAAUGUGCUGCGGCCACUAUCGGAGAAUGGCUCGUUCCCAAGCAGUGGAGCUAUCGCCGCGAAGGUUCGCGAGCAGAAGCAGAUCGCAGACAGCAAAUUGACAGCGGGUACCACAAGCACCGUGAAGGAUCCUGCCCAAAAGAAGUCUGAUGCUUCGACCGCCAAGACCCGCGCUGACACCGGGUUUUCCAUGUCAACACCGACGACCUCGGUGCAGAGAAGAACCGAGACCGUUGCGCAGAUGUACGACAUCGACGAGAAGGGAGGACGCACUUGGCGGAGGCUUAUUGUUGAGUAUAGUUAA
Penicillium riverlandense is the source of this 354-nucleotide messenger RNA. RefSeq lists its product as uncharacterized. The transcript has a single exon. Bases 1 to 354 code for a protein of 117 amino acids. The record is from RefSeq and is a predicted model, not a curated record. Lineage: Eukaryota; Fungi; Ascomycota; Eurotiomycetes; Eurotiales; Aspergillaceae.